Molecule: messenger RNA, 1197 nt
Organism: Engraulis encrasicolus (European anchovy)
Lineage: Eukaryota; Metazoa; Chordata; Actinopteri; Clupeiformes; Engraulidae
Gene: gnrhr3
Product: gonadotropin releasing hormone receptor 3
Exons: 5
Coding region: 1-1197 (398 amino acids)
Biological process (GO): G protein-coupled receptor signaling pathway; cellular response to hormone stimulus
Cellular component (GO): plasma membrane
Molecular function (GO): peptide binding; protein-hormone receptor activity; G protein-coupled receptor activity
Source: RefSeq, a predicted model, not a curated record
AUGCCUGACAGUGGCGUCUCUCCCCCAACAGUGCUGGUCCCCCAUGAGGGCUCGCUGCACUAUGUCUCCAUCCUCUCCAUCUCCAACUCCAGCUCCGACACCGGCUCCAGCUCUGGCUCCACAGCAUCCCCUUCCCAGCUGCCCCCUCUGUCUGAGUGGGAGGCGCCCACCUUCACCCGUGCGGCGCAGGUCCGCGUGGCGGCCACCCUGUUUCUCUUCCUGUUCGCAGCCGUGAGCAACCUGGCACUGCUGAUCAGCGUGUCGCGGGGGCGGGGCAGGCGCCUGGCCUCGCACCUGCGGCCGCUCAUCGUGAGCCUGGCCAGCGCCGACCUCAUGAUGACCUUUGUGGUGAUGCCCUUGGACAUGGCCUGGAAUGUCACGGUGCAGUGGCACGCCGGCGACGCCAUGUGCAAACUGCUCUGCUUUCUCAAGCUCUUCGCCAUGCAGGCGUCAGCCUUCAUCCUGGUGGUGAUCAGUCUGGACCGCCACCACGCCAUACUGCACCCGCUAGACUCCCUCAACGCCAACCGCCGCAACAAGAGGAUGCUGCUGCUGGCAUGGACACUCAGUCUACUGGUGGCCUCGCCACAGCUGUUCAUCUUCAGAGCCAUAAAGGCGGAGAAGGUGGACUUCACCCAGUGUGUGACGCACGGGAGUUUCCGGGAGCGCUGGCAGGAGACGGCCUACAACAUGUUCCACUUCGUCACCCUCUACGUCAUACCGCUCCUCGUCAUGAGCUGUUGCUACACCCGAAUACUCAUCGAGAUCAAUAGGCAGCUAAACAGAAACAAAGGUGGUGAGUCGUGUCUGAGGCGAAGUGGGACAGACAUGAUCCCCAAGGCCCGCAUGAAGACGCUGAAGAUGACCAUCAUCAUCGUCAUGUCGUUCGUGGUGUGCUGGACGCCGUACUACCUGCUGGGCAUCUGGUAUUGGUUCCAGCCCCGCAUGCUGCAGGUGACGCCUGAGUACGUGCACCACAUCCUGUUCGUCUUCGGCAACCUCAACACCUGCUGCGACCCCGUCAUCUACGGCCUGUACACGCCCUCCUUCCGCGCCGACCUGGCACGCUUCCUCCGCUGCUGCCACUGCCCGGGCACCUCGCCACGCUCGCUAGACCGACUGUCCGCCCGCCAGGGACCACACAGCGGGGAGCAGGAUUCAGACCCACCCAGUGGCAGUGUGAAAGGCCAGGAGUAG